Theileria annulata is the source of this 3666-nucleotide messenger RNA. RefSeq lists its product as uncharacterized. Gene Ontology annotation, molecular function: nucleosome binding; protein binding. Gene Ontology annotation, cellular component: HIR complex; nucleus. NCBI's taxonomy places the organism in Eukaryota, Apicomplexa, Aconoidasida, Piroplasmida, Theileriidae. Gene Ontology annotation, biological process: DNA-templated transcription; chromatin organization. The transcript is spliced from 2 exons. The record is from RefSeq and is a predicted model, not a curated record. The coding region runs from base 1 to 3666 and encodes 1221 amino acids.
AUGAGAAUUGAGAGAUUAAGCAACUGUUGUGGUUCAAGAGGGAAUUUAAGCGCAGUGGACUUUCAACCAUGCUCAAACCAGAAUACCACGCAAAGAAUCGCAACAUCAGGAGGGACAUACGUACAGAUAUGGUCAUUGUCAAAAGGAGAAGAAGGAAUUCAGCCAGUUCCAGUCAAAUGUGUAUUGCUGUACACCUUCAAAGACCACUCACCGUACGAUGUAAUGACUGUUAGAUGGUCACCAAACGGACAAUACCUAGCAAGCACAGAUUCAGGUGGAAUAACAAACAUUUACAAGAGAAAUGAUAAGAAAACAGAAAUCAUGGAAAACGUAGUGAAAUCAAAACUUUCGGGACAACCGUCAGAGAUUCCAAUGACAUUUACUGAAUCAAAGCAAGUUAAGAAAUAUACAAUCAAAUAUGACGGAACAGAUAAAUCAGUUAACACAAGCUCUGGAGUACCAAGAAUUUCAAUAAACCCUAAAAACGUACAGAUUGAAUCGAAGGAAGUGAAGAUGGAUAACUUCAACCUGUUAAGCCAUGAUAACCUUGAAGGGAAUCUUGAAUCGUGGUAUACAUUCGCAAAAUUUUCAUGCCCACAUAACAUGGGACAGCUGUUUGACAUUAGCUGGGCGCCAGAUAAUCGCAGCAUCAUAGGAGGAGGAAUGAACGGGCAAGUAAUCGUAUUCGACAUCCACACAAAGGAAAUAGUGGCUAAGUUUGACGCACUUGAAAAGUCAUCAGAUACAUCGUCAGGAAGAGGAUAUAUCAAGAGUGUAUCCUGGGAUCCAAUGACACUGUUUGUGGCAGUACAAAGUAGUAAUAAGGAAAUAUCAAUUUGGAGGAGAUCACCGCCACUACCGCCAGGUUCGCCAAUGAAGUGGACUUUUAAAAGAGUACUACAUCAGAAUGAUUUCUCAGAAAAAACAAAUACCGAUGUUCUGGGAGGAUCAAGAAUGUCAUGGGCGCCAAACGGGAAGAACGUAGUCUUCCCAAAUUCAUCAUCAGACAACUAUAACUUCUCCACGUGUUUCCAAAUAAACCACAACAUCUCAUGUUACUCACACAUUUUUAACAAAUCAAACUACGAUAAAAAUACAGCACAGUACUACUUUGAUACAUCAGAACACGAAGUGGACGAUGAACCGAUAUUGUUGAAAGGACACAACACAAGGAUUAGAAACGUAAGAUUCUCAGAAGAUAUAAUGAAACCAAUUCACGACGUACAAAACAAUGUAAGAUAUCUUUUGCUGGCACAAUCAAGCGAUGAUAAUAUGCUUUCAUUCUGGAGGUUCAGACUGAACUCAAACUCCAUAGUUGAUGUCGAGUGUAUAUGUGUAAUAAAUAACCUAUUAGAUGAGCAAUCAAGUAUAGAGGAUUUGUCAUGGGGGGAUUUUGGUAGGUCGCUAGCAGUGGCCUCAAGCCAAGGAGGCCUUAUACUGAUCCAAUUCACGUAUGAAGAAAUGGGAGUAAAAUUCCAUAGUAAUAGAAUCAUUGGACUAAACCUAACUGAAAUGAAGCAACCAUCACCAGAAUUUUUCACAUACUCGGAAUACGUUAAUAAUAUUUCUGAUGAACCGCUAGAACAGCCAAGUGCAGGACUAAAUGUCAACUCGAACAAUAAUUUAAACAAUAAAUCUAAAACUUUAAGUGAAUUCUCAGAAAACAGGCAGAUAGACUUAAAUGGAUAUAUAACGAAUCUGAUAUUUAACUGGAAUAAAAAUGAACAAAAUUACAAUACACACCUGCUGAAAAUUUUCUGUGAAUUUUCAUACAGGAUGUGCAUGCUAUUGUUUUAUUAUUAUCGAUCAUAUUUAUAUGCACUAAACUUUAAUUACAAUGAAAAUAGUAUUUUCGUGCCAAGAAAAAGACCAAUAACACCCUCAGAUAUCUAUAAUGUAAAGUACUAUGACACGUUCUACCUGUUUAACUUCACAAUUGAAAGUGAAUCGAAGAUUAACCAAACAAAAAGGAGAAACAAGACAAAGAAACCAAAAACUACACAAAUAAUGGAAGAUAUGAUAAAAGAUGUCUGGUUAGACAUGGAUUAUACAUCAGAGAAUACAUUGGUUACAAAUUACUGGAAUAACAUAGAAGAAACAGUAGAAGUUCCAUUAGAAAAUGAAUCAAAUAAUGCAAACUUGAGCCCAUUGAAUUCUAACUCAAAAACAGGAACUCCAGUGGCUAAAAUUGAUAAACAAACAAAGAAUACAUCCAAGUACUCAAGGUCAGAAAAAUCUAAGCUUAACAGAUCAGAUAGUUCUAACUCACUGAAUCUUGAUUUGUCGAGGAAGUUUUCCGACUAUAAUAGUAUUCUGACGUUCCCAGUUGUCAAGACUAAAAUGUGCUUUUCAGUAGAUUCAAAAAAGAUGCUCGUAAUUAAUUUUUUGAACACAACGUCUGAAACGAUGAGCUCAGUCACCUGUGUAAACGAAUCAGACUAUAAAAUUAAAUGGAUGCAAUAUUUAAAGAGCGGAUACAUAACACACAUGGAUUAUUUUGGGGAUUUAUUAGUGGUUUUAACCCAGAAAAUCGAUGACAACUGCAAGGUCAGCAUUACAAUAUUUGAUACAAACGAAGGAACGGUUAAGCUUAAUGAAUCUGAGUUUGGGGAUGAACCCGUUUGUCUAUUUUCUACACUAAGAUGGACUGGAACUUAUUUUCUAUUUCUAACAACUACACUACAACUUAGAAUCCUAGAAUACGAUUUUCCUAACAAUCUAACAGUAUUCUCAGAGUUUAGCUUAAAAGAUACUCAAAGUGAGGAGAUACAAAAGAUAGAGCUCUUGAACACAACCAAAAAUUAUGAAAGAAUAAUGAACCAGAAGCUAAAACAUAACGAAGAAUGCUUGUUCAGAACUAAUGUUAAGAGUAGUGAAGAAAAUAUAGUGGCGAUAGUGUACAAAAAAAAUAAAAAUGUGAGUAUAUUUGUAAAAGGGUACAAGGAAUUGGAACUUAAUUUAGAUCAUAUGACACUAAAUAAUAAUUCUUUUGAUGAAGAACUUAACAAUUUCACACUUGAUUCACUCGUGAGAAUGUUUAAGGAGGAUUUUAACAAUGGACUGUAUGGUCACAUACAAUUCGACGGCUCAUUAUCAAGCAUAAUAGAAACAUUAAGAAGCGAUUACAACGUCAUUAAAGAAACUGAAAGUAAUUGUGAUGUUUUACAGGAUUUAAAGAUGAGGCUCCUGACAUGCUUGUCAAUAGGUAGUGUAUGGGAGUAUUUGAUGUACCUUUAUGAGUAUUAUAAGGAACUAUUCAAGUCGAUGGAACUAGUAUCAGUGUUGGAACUUACAAGUGGUUUAUAUAAGUCAUUAUUAGGAUAUUUGAAAGAAACCGCUGAAUCUGAAACCCUCAAAACAUUAGAAAUAUACGAUUUUACAAAGUAUUUCAACAUUGCGCCAUACUGUCUCCUGCCUGUUAGGCAAGUUGUCAUGCCUAACCUGAACAUUAUUUACAAGUUUUUAAAUCCAGAGAUGGACUUAAAUUCACAGAAGUUUGAAUAUCUUUUGGAACUGUCUGGAAAGUGUAAUUGUUUGAAUAUUAAGGUUUUCAAUUCGUUCUCACCAAGGCUAGAUUACAAUCCUGAGGAUGCCGCAUGUUUGUCCGAGAAACUUGUGGAGUUUUUCAAAGAUGUUAGAAUGUGGGAGAAUUCACUCGAGUUUUAG